UUGUCAGACAUUUCGGUGACUUAUAAGACGCAAUAGAAGAAAUAAAUUAGGGUUCCCCUCUCGUUCACCGUUUCAGAUUCUCACUUCCAAAAGCAGCAGCUUGCCCCGGACCAUCUUCGCCAUCGCCACCACGAUGGGGAAAGAAAAACAGACUCUUUUUGAUAAAGCCAGUUCCAGUGGUGAUCUAAAGUCAAUAAUUCAGCAACAUACAUUGUUCUUUGACAAGUUGAUUGAGCUAAUCCCUGCAAAGUUCUAUGUACCUUCUGAUGAUAAGAAGCAAUGGUUUCAGGGUCUUAGCAAGGAUGAAAAAGCUUUGGCUAAGAAAGAAUCAAGAGAAAACAUUAAGAAAGCUCGAAGGGAACGAUUCGAUCCAAAUUCUAAAAAAACAACACUUGAUUUGCUUAAGCAAAACUUAGAAAAGGAAAAAUCGAAUGAGGAUAGUGAUGAUGAAGAAACAGAGGUUAAACCUGUAAUGCCGGGUCUAGAAGGUGAUGAACGAUCAGUUACAUAUGAAGAACUCCGGCAAAGACUUCGCCGCAAGAUUGAAGAGCUUCAGGCAGGUCGAAAUGCUGGAAGUUCAGAUCAAUCAAAGAAGAAGAAUGAGAAGAGUGAGAAGAAGGGCAUUGAACAAAAGAAACGCAAAAGAGAUUUGGGAUCUGAAGGACAGAAAUCUGCAUCUAUUGAUGCAUCAAAAAAGGUGGAGGAGGAUAUAGCAGAGGCUUCAAAGGAACUUGCAUUUAGUCAUGUCAAAAUUGGAAAUGAGGAAAAGCAUGGGAAAAAGAAGAGGAAGCUUUCUAAGUUUAUGGAGCUUGAAAAAGCUCAAAAAAUCGAAGAAGCGAAGAAAGAUCCUGAGAAAGGGGAGAUGUUUGCAAAGAAGCAUUCAUGGAAGGCAGCAACUAGUAGAGCUGCAGGGAUUAAAAUUCAUGAUAAUCCAAAGCUUUUGAAACAGAGCCUACAGAAGAAGAAGAAAAAGCAGCAGAAGAAUGUUGAGAAGUGGAAUGAGAGAAUUGAAACUACAGAGAAGAUGAAAGCUGAGAGACAGCAGAAGAGAUCAGAAAACAUAGCAGAGAGGAGUCUCCAAAAGAAGAUGCGCCGGAUUGAAAAGAGAGAGAAAAAGCUCAUGCGGCCAGGGUUUGAAGGUCGUAAGGAAGGUUAUAUUAAUCAAGCAGUAGAAACAGGAAUGCGCAGGCCUGCUUUAUAAAUUUAUGGCAGAAAAUCACGCUUUCAUCUUUGGGGAAGCAAUAGGAACAGUUAUUGAGAUGGGUGAAUAAAGUGGUUUUGUUCGUAAUGGGCAACUGCAUGCACAAUCGUUCAUGAAUACAAAAACAUAGGUUUUGCCGUCACCACUGAAAAUGCAGUGGAAAAGCCAUACUGUGAACGAUCGACCAAAGGGCCUCUGUAAUGAAGGUUGGCAGAAUCUGAGGCAGAGGCGCAGAGGGUUACAAACCUACAACAAGGUCAAAACGAGUGGCAAAAUUUAUACCAUUGUUGUUAGGAGUUGAUCUGGUCUAAGUUAGUUUGGUUUGAAUCUACUAUUUAGUUCGAAUAAAUCAAAUUUGAACUGGAGCUCUAGCUUGGUAACUCAAGUGAUAUUCAACUCUUUUGUCCAUCUAGAAACACUUCGAGGUGCAAACAAACGGAACUUAGUGAUGUUUGAUUUGAAUUUGAUUUGAUUACAUGUGUACAUUGUUGCUCAAA
Molecule: messenger RNA, 1698 nt
Organism: Mangifera indica (mango)
Lineage: Eukaryota; Viridiplantae; Streptophyta; Magnoliopsida; Sapindales; Anacardiaceae
Product: surfeit locus protein 6 homolog
Exons: 3
Coding region: 134-1201 (355 amino acids)
Biological process (GO): ribosomal large subunit biogenesis; ribosomal small subunit biogenesis
Cellular component (GO): nucleolus
Molecular function (GO): RNA binding; DNA binding
Source: RefSeq, a predicted model, not a curated record